AUGGCCCAGCUUGCUGUCCCUCGAAAGACUGGAGGCUGCGGCGCCGGUUCCGGUGCUUCCUCCGUCUUCAACGCCUCAAACCCGUUCCUGACGCCAGCACAGUCGGAAUGUGGUGCUACCGUCGACCCGGAGACAGCACUCAAGCCGGACCCCGGUACCGAGACCGAUUUCCAGGUGGACAACAACCCCUUCGCAUUCACCCCUGGGCACCUCAACAAACUGCUCAACCCCAAAUCGCUGGCGGCGUUCAAAGCCCUCGGCGGACUGGAGGGCAUCGAGAGAGGCCUGCAGGCAAAUACCAAGACGGGUCUUAGCGUCGACGAGACAGCCGUCAGGUCCAAUGUCAGCUUCGAACAGGCCACUCGCGUCAAUUCGGACAAGUUCCCAGCUGCUUCGGAGAGGUUAGGCGGAAACGCCUCUGAGCCAUUCGCUGACCGUGUAAGAGUAUACGGCAAGAAUGUCCUCCCCGUCAAAAAGGCAACCUCCUUCUGGCGGCUCGCCUGGACUGCCUACAACGACAACGUCAUUAUUCUCCUGACUGUUGCUGCCGUCAUUUCUCUUGCCCUCGGCAUCUACGAAGCUGUUGGUGUUGAGCAUCCCGACGGCAAACCCGCCCUGGACUGGAUUGAAGGUGUCGCCAUCUGUGCGGCUAUUCUUAUUGUGACACUCGUCGGCUCUCUCAACGACUGGCAGAAGGAGAGGGCUUUUGUUAAGCUCAACGCGAAGAAGGAGGACCGCGAGGUCAAGGUGUUCCGUUCUGGCAAGUCGUACAUGAUCAGCGUCCACGACGUUCUCGUCGGAGACGUCCUGCACUUGGAGCCCGGCGACCUUGUCCCGGUGGACGGGAUUUUUAUCGAGGGCCACGACCUCAAGUGUGACGAGUCUUCAGCAACCGGCGAAUCUGAUGCGCUCAAGAAGACGUCUGGCUAUGAAGUCAUGAAGCAGCUCGAGGCUGGUGCCAACCCGAAGAACUUGGAUCCAUUUAUCAUCUCUGGCGCGAAGGUGCUCGAGGGCAUGGGCACAUUUAUGGUGACCUCGGUUGGUGUCAACUCCAGCUUCGGAAAGAUCAUGAUGUCGGUUCGCACGGAGAUUGAGGCGACACCUUUGCAGAAGAAGCUGGAGGGCCUGGCCGUCGCGAUCGCCAAGAUCGGUGGUAGCUCUGCUGCCCUCCUAUUCUUCGUUCUCCUCUUCCGCUUCGUUGCUGGCCUUUCGCAGAGUACGGAUCCUGCGGCUGUCAAGGCCUCCCAGUUUAUGGACAUUCUCAUUGUCGCCAUCACCAUCAUUGUUGUGGCCGUUCCGGAGGGCUUACCCCUGGCCGUCACUCUUGCUCUAGCCAUCGCAACGAAGUGCAUGCUCAAAGAGAACAACCUCGUGCGCGUUCUGCGCGCAUGUGAGACCAUGGGCAAUGCUACUACCAUUUGCUCGGACAAGACCGGCACUUUGACUACGAACAAGAUGACGGUUGUUGCAGGCACUUUCGGCAACACCAGCUUUGGCCAGAACUCAGAGACCGAGAAGAGCGAAUCGAGCCCUGCGCAGUGGGCUUCUGGUCUCCCGCAGAUCACCAAGGAUGCCAUUGUCCAGUCGGUUGCGAUCGAUUCUACUGCCUUCGAGGGUGUUGAGAACGGCCAGUUUGCGUUCAUCGGUUCCAAGACCGAGACUGCUCUUCUCAGUCUUGUCCGUGACCAUCUUGGCAUGCAAUCACUCCCCGAAGCCCGCGCAAACGAGCAGACUGUUCAAAUGUUCCCCUUCGACUCCGGCAAGAAAUGCAUGGGUGCUGUCAUUAAGCUCCGCGACGGCUCUGGCCACAGGCUUCUUGUCAAGGGCGCUUCUGAAAUUCUCCUUAGCUACAGCUCCGAGAAGACCGAUGCCACAACUCUCGCCACUUCUCCUCUAACUCGAGCUGACCGCAAGGACAUUGAGGCCGUCAUUGACAAGUACGCCAAAAAGUCUCUUCGCACUAUUGGUCUCAUCUACCGCGACUUCCCUCAGUGGCCUCCUGCGCAUGCUGAGAUGAGUGAAGACGGUCACGUCGAAUUCGCCUCUAUUCUUAAGGACCUUGUCUUCCUUGGCGUUGUCGGUAUCCAGGACCCCGUCCGCCCUGGUGUCCCUGAAGCCGUCCGUAAGGCCCAGCACGCCGGUGUCACUGUCCGCAUGGUUACCGGCGACAACGCGGUGACCGCACAGGCCAUCGCUACGGAGUGUGGCAUCUACACUGAUGGAAUCAUCAUGGAAGGUCCUGUCUUCCGCGCUCUUAGCGAAGGUGAGAUGGACGCCAAGUUGCCUCGUCUGCAGGUACUUGCCCGCUCUUCCCCCGAGGACAAGCGUGUUCUUGUUGCCAGAUUGAAACACCUCGGCGAGACCGUUGCCGUUACCGGAGAUGGCACAAACGAUGCUCCUGCGCUCAAGGCCGCUGAUGUCGGUUUCUCUAUGGGUAUCUGCGGUACUGAAGUCGCUAAGGAGGCAUCUGAGAUCGUUCUCAUGGACGACAACUUCACGUCUAUUCUCACUGCACUAAAAUGGGGCCGCGCUGUCAAUGACUCAUUCCAAAUCACUGUCAAUAUUACCGCCGUCCUCCUUGCCUUCAUCUCCGCUGUCUCGGAUCCCGAGAUGAAGUCCGUUCUUACUGCCGUGCAGCUUCUUUGGGUCAACCUCAUCAUGGACACCUUUGCCGCUCUCGCUCUCGCUACGGAUCCGCCCACGGAUAAGGUCUUGGACCGCAAGCCUCAGCCCAAGGCUGCUCCUCUGAUCACGACCAACAUGUGGAAGAUGAUCAUUGGACAGGCAAUUUUCCAGCUCGUCGUCACCUUGGUCUUCUACUUUGCUGGCAUGCAGCUUCUGGGCUAUCCCGAUACCGCCGAGGCGCGACUGGAGCUCAAGACGAUGAUCUUCAACAUGUUUGUGUGGAUGCAAAUCUUCAACGAGUUCAACAACCGUCGCCUCGACAAUAAUUUCAACAUCUUUGAGGGUGUCCAGCGCAACCACUUCUUCAUCUUCAUUAACUUGCUCAUGGUUGGCCUCCAGGUGGCUAUUAUCUACGUCGGUGGCAUUGCUUUCGAGAUCACGCCUGGUGGUAUCAGCGGCACCCAGUGGGGCGUCUGCGUUGGCGUCGCUGCCAUCAGCUUGCCCUGGGCUGUUCUUGUCAGACUUUUUCCCGAUACGUGGUUCGCCACACUCGUCAAGAUCUUUGGUGGGCCAGUGGCCAAGGCUUGGCGCAUUGCUCGGGGCGGCUUCCAGAAGCUUUUCCGUGUCUUCAAGAAGGACAAGAAGAAUGCCGACGAGGAGGCAGGUGUCGAGAGCGGCAAUGCCAAUGACGUCCCCAAUGUCGUUGUCUCGAGGGAGUGAUCCCCGGCUCGUUUGGAGAGUCGCCAUGUCGAAGAGUGACAGAUAUCGCAAAAUGUGCCUGGUGCCUCUACGCGCACCCUAAAAUCACGCCAUCGCCUUUGACUGACGACGACUUCCGUAUGAAAUGUCCCAGCACCGUCUGCUUUUUCUUCUAGAAUAAAUAUGUACUUGGUCGUAUUUCGUAG
Messenger RNA from Microdochium trichocladiopsis, 3530 nucleotides. Its product is annotated as calcium-translocating P-type ATPase. Gene Ontology annotation, cellular component: intracellular membrane-bounded organelle; membrane. The transcript has 2 exons. The record is from RefSeq and is a predicted model, not a curated record. Bases 1 to 3345 code for a protein of 1114 amino acids. Gene Ontology annotation, molecular function: ATP hydrolysis activity; ATP binding; P-type calcium transporter activity. Gene Ontology annotation, biological process: intracellular calcium ion homeostasis; calcium ion transmembrane transport. Lineage: Eukaryota; Fungi; Ascomycota; Sordariomycetes; Xylariales; Microdochiaceae.